This is a messenger RNA of Cladocopium goreaui, 858 nucleotides long. Lineage: Eukaryota; Dinophyceae; Suessiales; Symbiodiniaceae. The record is from the annotation of a GenBank genome assembly.
CACCGAACACGAACCUCCCGCUGCUGCAUGGCUGCGCGACUGGCUCCAACUUUUCAGGCGUGACACUUCAUGACCUCGUAAAAGAGACGACCAUAAGCUGAUGGCCUUGCCGGUGUCAGACCCCGAAGAGCUGGUGAGUCAUGCAGGCACCACACCUCACGACCUUGCAAAGGACGGCGAUGACAAGAAGGUUUUCGUGGCUCUGCUGAGCGGCAAAGACUGUGAGUGCCUGUGGUUGCAAGACCGGACUAUCCGACAGCUGAAAGAAGAAGCUCAGCAAAAGCUGGAUAUUGCCAUCAAGCACUUGAUUGGUCCCGACAUGGAGCCGUUGGAUGAAGAGAAGAUGCUGGCAGAAGAAAACGUCAUGCCUGGCACAACGCUGACGGUCGUUGCAGCGGCCUGGCAUGUGACAGGACCAUUUGUGCCUAUGUCUAUGUCUGUCACAUUGCACGUGGAUAAUGAAGGCAAACAUGCUUCAUGAAGUGGUGGUAAACCAGGCAGCAGAGGAUGAGAAAGAAGCGGCAGAAUGUCGACGCCAGGAACGACGACGGUGAAACCCCGUUGCACUGGGCGGCGCGCAACGGCCAAGUGGAGACGGUGAAGCUGCUCCUCGAGGCAAAGGCCUCGGUGACUGUGAAAGACAACAGAGGCAACACUCCGUUGGACGAUGCAAGAAGCCGGGGCCACGACGAGAUUGUAACACUGUUGGAGCGCGCAGCCUGGCGCAAUGAAAAUUGCUACUGAACGGCUCCGCAACUGUGUGAUCUUCUGGAUUGAUUGUUAUAUUAUGAUGUUGAUGUUGGGCCUGUUGGGCCUUCCAUGUUUCACACUCGCAGAAGCGCUACGAAAAGCAACAAA